AUGAAUGAAGCCAUUGUGCAACCUAACAGUAGUGAACAUCCACACGCUUGGCAUUUCAUAUCUAAGUUAUCGGACGAAAAUAUUGCUGUAGCAGCAACGGGCCGAGAUUGUUCGCUGUUUCCCCUUGCAAUGCUUCUUCGGUUUGCUUCUCUGAAUCUCCAUCGUCAGAAAGUGUUUUGGAGUCGGGUCACUUCUCACUUUAUCAAGAUUUGUGGUCACACAACCGCUUCACUUCGCGAAUGGGCAGCUGUUGCUCUUGCAAGCAUAAUCAAACAAGCCUUUAAAGCGAAAACUGAGAUGAGUGUGGAAGAACAUCAACAGCUUACGCUUUCUACGUUACGCUCUUUGUGCUCUGUCCACCAAGCUGAUGUACAGCGACGCCAACUGGAUUGUCUCAUGGCUUUACUCCAAACGGACGGUGCCCAGCUAGUUCGCGAUAUGUGGCAGCAUGUAGUUUACAUCGUUGCUGCUGUCGUUGAUGAGGAAAACUGCUCCGAUGAAGCCCUGGUACGACAGGGCUACCUUGGGCUGAGACUUGUGGCAGCUGAUUUUCUACAAUCGCUUCCUUUCGAAUGUGUUUCUGCUCUCGUAGAGGCGGUGGCACGUUAUGGAAAACAGAUGGCCGAUCACAAUAUUUCACUAUCUGCACUCACUCAACUGUGGACAAUUUCUGACUUUGUGUUUCGAAAAAGUGAGGAAGUUGGAGCCGAUGCCUCUGAGAAGGUGUGGCUAGUGUUGUAUACAUGCCUUUCUGAACUUUGCACCGAUGUACGGCCUUCAGUACGAAAAAGCGCAUGUCAAACGCUGCUGCAAACAGUAGCAUCUCACGGACAUGCACUUCGUAUUGGGACGUGGAAUCAUAUGGUUUGGCAGAUAAUCAUGCCGUUAUUGGAUCGUGUUCGGGUGCAGACAAGGAGUGCUUCAACAGAGCGAGCCAGCGGUGCACUACUUAUGCAUCACUCUCGUGACACUCAGCAAAAACAAUGGACUGAAACGUGCAUCCACACGCUUUCGGCUGCUUCAAAAAUAUUCAUUGCUCAACGUAAAGCCCUUUUGUCACUAGAAGAUUUUGGUUCGGCAUGGGAAGCUUUGUUGUCCUAUCUGGAAUGGGCUGCAUGCUAUCAUAACGCAGAAUUAUCUCUGUCUGCCAUUAAAAGCUUCCAAGCAAUUCUACUGGGCAAAGUGUCUGCACAAACUCUAGACAUCAACACGCGUGAGAGAGCUAGCAGCGUAGAGAAUUCGUUAGAAGACGCCACUCCAUACCUUCCUUUACCGCAAUGGAUAGAAUCAUGGAAUACAUGGCAGAGGAUAUCUCGCGGAUUAGCACGGAUGGAGUCUGGAACAUUGUUACCGGAUGGUGAGUUGGUUUUUGAAGAAAAAAUCUGGUCCAUCCCUCGAGAUAUUACAGAUAUUGUUAUAGACAAAGCACCUUACCUUCCUGGACCGUCUCAUCUGACUACACUUUUGCAUAUAUUUCCUCCAUUAUUUGAACAUGUUGCUCGGCACAUAGCUGUUGAUGAACUCAAAGCUGAACAGCUUCCUUCAGUCCUGGAAAGCCUGAUAAAUGUUCCCGUACCAAGCGAGCAGGCCCCAUUCGUCAUGCAGUCGCUGCACUCACACAUGUCUCCCACCCAAGAGGCCGUAUGCGAAGCGAUACGAUCUAUCUAUAAUGAGUGCACAUCACCAGGAAGUCCAUUACGCGAUGCAUUAGCUGAUCAAAUCCGGCAACUUCUCAGGUUUAGUGGAUUGGCUUUGAAAAGUCCAGCUGCAUUGCGACCAUCUGGUAUGACAUCUUCUGGACAGAAAGAUUACGUGAGUUUCCGUAAGUUGGACUCCAACAAGGCGGACUAUUUUGGAACAUCAGGACGAGAAUGGGCUCUGCAGUGGAUCAUACCUUUCGCAGAAACCUGUCUUCGUAUGGCAGUUGAAUUUCUUUCAAAUACAGCGGCAUAUCCGGAAAUUAUCCGUUCACUCGUUGUCGUAGAUGUUGUAAAGUUUUUGGGUGAACCGCUGUACCUGAAGUAUUCAUGCAUAUCUCCAACUACAUGGAAGCUUGCCGCUUCUUCUUUGAUAACGGUUUAUUACUGUGCUGAUUCAGUUGAGCACUUUGAGUCACUCUGGCCUGCAAUUUGUGACACUUUGGAAAAGUUCCUGUUUACUCCGAAGUCCGUUGUUGACUUUUCAAAUGUCAUUUUAUUAGAAGUAUGGAAGGUUACUUACUCAUUUAGUGUUUGCCCUCGUCUUGCCGCUGAUGAACGCAAAAGAGAUGAGUUGGCCGAGUGUCAAAUCAUCGAACUAGUUCGAUCUGAACUGUUGCUACACUCCUCUACUCUCCCACAGUCCAUGAUCCAGCGCCUCAUCUCAAUUUUGAAUCGUGGUUCCAUUAGUCAGUUAGACCCAACA
Molecule: messenger RNA, 2403 nt
Organism: Strongylus vulgaris
Lineage: Eukaryota; Metazoa; Nematoda; Chromadorea; Rhabditida; Strongylidae
Source: the annotation of a GenBank genome assembly